GUCAAAAGCAACGGACUGAAGCGGCACAGCGCAGUUUGGUCACUGUCGGUCUCAGAUGUUGCAAAGAACGAACGCAGUGCACGUUUGUGUCGCCACCCUAUGACAACACAGUAAACGAAAGCACAUCGAAGCGAACACGAGCACAGCGCCUCUAGCUAGUCAACUCGCUUACCUUUCUGUGCCUUCCGCGGCAGUCGCGAUGGUGAUCGUCACGUCAACUGGGUCUGGAGUGCCUGGAACUUCGUUGAUGCAAGGCUCUGGAGCGGGGGGGGAUCCAGGACUGGCCUGAAGGACAGGGAAGCCGUCGUCAUCGGGGUUAGUCUGUCCUGAGGACAGUUCGGCCGUCGCCAGAUCACUUGGGUCCGACUCGAUAACCUGCAGGCAGCAGCGAAUGAAAUGGAAAGAGCUCGGCUCCAGAAGUCUACACUCUGCGCUGGCGGCUUACCACUGCGUCUAUCCCCCCAACCAGGAUGAAGGUAUUCUCACCAGGCGACGUUUCUUGGUUGGCCGUUCCAACCUUGUCGUAGGUCAGCUCAGUCCCCCUACAACAGCAAACACUCAGCCGACACUGUUUCCGUGACGCGACAUCAAGUCACCUGAUCUUGACCUCGAAGAGGGGUCCCUCCGCUACUUGGUUGUCGACAUUCCCCGGCGGAUUGAAGAGGGCGGCGUCCUCUCUCGUAUCCCUCCCGAUGAGGGCGUUUUCCGGUGUGUAGUCGGGAUUGCAGUGGAUUGUGGGAGGAUGCCCCAAUACACGUGCCGUGAGGAGGCAAAGCAGAAUGUUCACAAGAGUGUGCAUCUUGGAAUUUUUCUUUCGCCGACGUUAGCCUUCCC
Messenger RNA from Vitrella brassicaformis, 834 nucleotides. Lineage: Eukaryota; Vitrellaceae. The record is from the annotation of a GenBank genome assembly.